Messenger RNA from Phlebotomus argentipes, 1586 nucleotides. RefSeq lists its product as uncharacterized. The transcript has 5 exons. Bases 166 to 1062 code for a protein of 298 amino acids. The record is from RefSeq and is a predicted model, not a curated record. Lineage: Eukaryota; Metazoa; Arthropoda; Insecta; Diptera; Psychodidae.
CUGUCAAGUUAUCGCUUACAAGAAAUUAGGCGUCUUUAGCUCGUAAAUAAAUGUAAUUUCUUCUUAAUUCAUCAAGUUUCUCGAGUUUCUCGCAAACAUCGUGCAGUGUAGAAGCAGCCCAGAAAGAUUUUCCAGGUGAAAAGUGUAAAAACCGAGGUCAUUACCAUGAAGAGAUCUAUUGCGAGCACUUCCCGCUCUUCGCGUGAAUUCAGGGGCACAUCCGAAAGUUCGCGGAAGAAGCUAAAGGAAGAACAGCAGGACAAAAAUAUGGUUUGGUUGGGAGACGCCUUGGCAGAUGACGAUGAAGAAGUUGAGCAGGAGCUGGAGCUAGAAAAAAGGGAGUGCGUUCCGGGGGAGAACUUCACGUCGCAGCUGGCGCGUUUGGUGAAGACGAACGACUGCCCGAACGACUUCACGGACAACUUGUUAAACUUGCUGCGGAAGAAUGGACACGCGGAUCUGCCCAGCGACAAGAAGAGCCUCGUGACGGAGCCGCCACCGCCGAGUGACGACCCGACGUUGACCAAAAUCCUGGAUAAUCAGCGUCUUAUACUGCGUAACCAGACGCUCAUCAUGGAGCAGAUGAAGGCGCUGGCCAGAUCGCACGCCACGCAGCGCAUCCGACUCUCUGGGAUGUCCGAGCGCCUGGACAAGAUGGUUCCAAUGGAUCUCUGCAAGUCUUCCACGCAUUAUUUUCCUUUCAAAGUUCUCGACGAUUUCGAGGACUUCGAUAAGAAACUUGCGGACGAAUCCUUUAGGACAAAAGUGUUUUCAGAAAUUUCGCGAGCAAUGCAGACCGGAACCUGGCUCUUCACGAUGGCCAGCGAUGAUGUUCUGCAUCACUACAACCUCAACGGGAACUUCAAUAAGAAAAGUCUUCGCGAGACCAAUCUUUUGAAGGUUCUUGAGGAAUUGUUCCCAGAAAAUGAAUUCCUUCGGGAUCGUCACAUUCAGGCGCUCAUCAAGACAUGCCACGCCAGGCAAAACACCAAGAAUUCGCGAUCGAGAGCGAGUUUGCGAAAGACCAGAGUUAAGGAAGAAGUCAUUGAUGAUUCCUAUUGAAGGAUCAUAGUCAACAUUCCACCAUUUACAACACUAAAAUCAUUGAUUUUCCACGCCUUUUAUGAAUAUGAUUUUGUAAGAUUAUUUUAUUGAAUGAACUCUCAAUUUAAGAGACAUGAAAUUAUGAAAAUAAAAGAUGUGAGUACAAUUUUCAAUUGCAUAUGAUUUUCAGUGAAAUUGUGGUUUUUUGUGUGGUUCAGGGUCGAUUCCUUGCAUGGCGGAAAACAUAAAGAUUAUGGGGGUUAUGAAUUCCCCCCAAAAAACACGCAUUCAUACGCUUGGUUUCCUCUUUAUUGCUAUCUGAAUUCACAUGGAUUGUCAAGUGUUUGAUAUGCAUAUUUUAUGUGUUUUAUGAAUGAGAGAAAGGCAGAAUGAUAAAUGAAUAAAUUUGAAAGAUAAGAACUGCACGGAAACGUAAGAAUGACAGUGUGAUUUAGAGUGAAUUUCAUCCGAAUCCAAGAACGCCUUUUCAGGUUCUUUACAACAUCAGCGAAUUGAGGAAAAACAUAAGAAAUAUGCAACAG